UCCAAUCCGGAGCAGUUGAAGUAGCAAGUCAAGAGUAGAAGUUCUGCCAUGAAGAUCGCCAUCGCAUUGCUGGCCUGUUUGGGCCUGGUCGCCGCGGCCAGUGUCCACCAGUCGCACAAGGUCACAAUCGCCGACCAAACCUUUCUCCAGAAGCAGAAGUUCCUCUUCGAGAUCCUCUACCGCGUGGAUGAGCCCCUGGCCUUCGUGGAGUACAUCAAGAUGGGUAACAAGUUCUACUUCGAGGAGACACAUUACACUCACUAUGACUUGUACAUGACUAAGUUCUUCGAGGCCCACAAGGCACACGCUCUCCUGCCCAAGGGAGAGUUCUUCGGUGCCCUGGUGAAAUACCACGCCAAGCAGGCCCGCGGUCUGUUCAACUUCUUCUACUUCGCCAAGGACUGGGAGACCUUCAUGGGCAACGCGGUCUGGGCCCGCAUGCACGUCAACGAGGGCAUGUUUGUCCACGCCUUGACCCUGGCCGUGAUCCACCGCGAGGACCUCCAGGGACUGAUCCUGCCCGCCAUCCACGAGAUCUUCCCGCAGUACUUCUUCCACAGCAAGUUCGUGAUGGAGGCCGAGAAGUUCGACUACGAUAUGUGGAUGAGGAUGAGCCUGUACGAGAAGGAGUACAUGGAUGUCUACCACAAGGAUACCAAAUACGGACAGGGCCACGGACAAACAUACGGACAGACAUACGGACAGGGCCUGCAGACCAGCGACUACAUGUACAUCAAGGACUUCAAGACCUGGCAAUGGUGGAAACUGAUGGGUCUGGGCGAGCACUUCCACCACGAGGACAAGUACAUCCUGCGGGAGAACAGCUACGAGUUCAACCAGGACGCCAAGUGGUUGGCCAUGAUGAAGGACGUGCAGAAGUUCUACAUGCCGGUGGACUACAGCCGUGACCUCCAGCUCACCAACUUGGAGUCCAAGCUGACCUACUUCACCGAGGAUCUGGGAUGGAACGCCUACUGGUACUACUUGAACAUGGACUACGCCUUCUACCUGGACUCCAACACCUUUGGCCUGAAAAACGACCGACGUGGCGAGUGGUGGCUGCACAAUGUGCACCAGCUGCUGGGCAGAUACCACAUGGAGCGUCUCUCCCACAGGAUGGGCGAGAUUCCCGAGUUCUCGUGGCACCACGAAAUCGAGAUGGGCUACAAUCCCCAGUUGAUCCACUACGGCGGCGUGGGCUUCAGCACCCGCAAGAACUACUACGAAAUGGAGACGCAUGGCAACUUCGAAAUGCUCGGCAGGAUCACCGGCUUCCUGAACCGCGUGCACAACAUCAUCGAUCUGGGCUACUACCUCACCAGCGAUGGCCACAAGAUCGAUCUCCGCAAACCCGAAUCCCUCGAAUUCGUGGGCAACCUGAUGCAGGGCAACAUCGACGCCGCCGACAAGAUGUUCUUCCAGUUCUGGUACCUCCUCGCCCACAUGUACAUCGCAGAAGUGGACUACCAGCAGAUGGAGGUUAUUCCCCACGUGAUGCUCAACUUCGAGACCAUGAUGCGCGAUCCUCUGUUCUACACUUUCUACAAGGAAAUCGCCGAGGUUUACCACCAGUUCACCCACCACCUGCCCAAGUACACCAAGGAGCAGCUCCUGUUGGACGGAGUGACCCUCAAGCACGUGGACAUUGGCAAGAUGACCACCUACUUCGAUUUGGUUGACCACGAUGUGACCAAUCUGCUCAACGGAAAGAUGACCUUCCACGAGGGUCAGUUCGUGUGGGACAAGGCGCUCUUCGCCCGCCAGAUGCGACUGAACCACAAACCCCUCACCCAGACCUACACCAUCGAAUCCAGCAAGGAGGAGAAGGUGGUGAUCCGUGCAUUCUUGGGUCCCAAGUUCGAUGAGUUCGGCAGGACCAUCUCGCUGGCCGACAACCGCAUGAACUUCGUGGAGAUCGACGAGUUUACCUACGAACUGAAGGCGGGCACCAACCAGAUCAUCCGCAAGUCGAACGAAUACCAAUGGACCACCAAGGAUCGCACCACCUACACUGAGCUCUACCACUACGUGAUGUUGGCCUUCGAUGGCAAGUACGAGUUCCCACUGGACAUUAGUGAGCCCCACUGCGGAUUCCCCGAUCGCCUGAUCUUGCCCAUGGGCUGGAGGAACGGAAUGCCCAUGCAGAUGUUCUUCAUGGUGACCGCUUACGAGGAACCCGAACACAAGCAAUACUCCACCUUCGACCACAUUCACUCCUGCGGCAUUGGCUCCGGAUCCCGAUUCGUGGACAGCCUGCCGUUCGGUUAUCCCUUCGACAGGACAAUCGACGAGACCGAGUUCCUCGUGCCCAACAUGUACUUCGCCGACGUGGAGAUCUACCACGAGGAGCCCAUGGAGAAGUACCAGCAGUUCAAGGGAUACACCAACCUGGGCCACUUCGACUACUCCUUCUUCCACGACUACUACACCAAGUACUCCUUCGAGCACUAGGCGCUGCUGGAGGGACAGCAAAGGACCAAGGAACGCACCCAAAUGGGAUCGUAGUUCAUAAACGAGCAAAAAGUCAAAUAAACUUUCGAAAAUCAUGAAAA
Messenger RNA from Drosophila ficusphila, 2552 nucleotides. RefSeq names its product larval serum protein 1 beta chain (gene Lsp1alpha). The record is from RefSeq and is a predicted model, not a curated record. NCBI's taxonomy places the organism in Eukaryota, Metazoa, Arthropoda, Insecta, Diptera, Drosophilidae. Bases 49 to 2451 code for a protein of 800 amino acids. The transcript has 2 exons.